AUGGAGGACCACACUCAGAUCAAAGCCGAUAUCAAAAAGGCCUACGACGCCAUCGCCCCCAAAUACUUCACCUGGACCCAAAACACCCACAAAGUCCGCCUCUCCUACGUCGCCAAACUCCUUCACCAGCUAGACGGCGAAGCCACAGCUUCAGAUGCAGACGCACAUACAACCCGUACCAUCCCCCCGGUCAUCUCCACCUCCCCACCUCCCUCCGCCCACAUCCUCGAGCUGGGCUGCGGCGCCGGCGUGCCCGUCACCCAACUGCUCGCCGCUCGUCCCAACACCACUGUUACCGCCAACGACAUCUCCUCGGCCCAGAUCGCGCUCGCCAGAAGCCAUCUCCCGGCUUCGGACUCGCUGACCCUCGAGGAAGGUGAUAUGAUGGAGCUCGACUUUGCCCCGGAGAGUCUCGACGCCGUGCUGGCCAUGUAUUCCAUCUUUCACCUACCCCGGACCGAGCAGGUGACGAUGCUGAAGCGGAUUCACGGCUGGUUGAAACCUGGAGGGUGGGUGUUGAUGAACUUUGCGGCGGGGGAGGUGGAGAGGGUGUCGGAUGGGGCGUGGUUGGGGGGACGAGAGGGGACGAUGCAUUGGAGUGGAUGGGGGGUGGAGCGGACGAGGAAGAUUGUCGCGGAGGAGGUGGGGUGGAAGAUUUACAUUGAUGAGGUUCGCGGUGAUGAUGAGCUGGAGGAGGAUGGGAGUGUGAAGAGGGUCGAAUUCCACUGGGUGAUGGCCCAGAAGCCUCUCUCGAACACGUGA
Molecule: messenger RNA, 762 nt
Organism: Penicillium oxalicum
Lineage: Eukaryota; Fungi; Ascomycota; Eurotiomycetes; Eurotiales; Aspergillaceae
Product: class I SAM-dependent methyltransferase
Exons: 1
Coding region: 1-762 (253 amino acids)
Source: RefSeq, a predicted model, not a curated record